Molecule: messenger RNA, 575 nt
Organism: Triticum urartu
Lineage: Eukaryota; Viridiplantae; Streptophyta; Magnoliopsida; Poales; Poaceae
Source: RefSeq, a predicted model, not a curated record
UCGAACGAAUCACUCACUGUGGUAUCUACAGUCCUACGACCGAUCAGAUGGCGAGCGGCAGCGGCAAAGCCAAGGCAUCGUCGUGGGCGGCGGCGAUGGGCGUGGGCGCGGGCACGGUGGAGGCGUUCAAGGAACGGCAUGCCGGGCUGUGCCGCUGGAACCACCAUGUGUUCCCAUGCGUCAAGCAGCGCGCCGACACCGCGGCCGCUGGAAACGGCAAGGGCAAGGUGGCACCCGCUGCCGGCGGGGCGGCGGCGAGGAGGCGGAAGGCGAGGCAAGAGCAGGAGGAGGAGCUCCGGACGGUCAUGUACCUCAGCAACUGGGGACCCAAUAACUAGCAAGCAGAUCACUCAUUACGUACUGUAUUGGUUAGGGUAGAUUGGUGUGCUGCAAUAGUUCGUGCUACUGGAUGAACAUGAACUCAGCAUCGAUAUUGCACAGCUUGUGUCCAUAAGGGCAUCUCCAACAGUUUGUAUGUUAGUUUGUUGGUAAAAUAUGCCAUGUCAUCGACCGACACCUUAACAUACAACAACUUCAAUGGGUUGUAUCUAAUUUGCCCAAUAGGAUGUGAGAUA